UGUUUCCACCGGAAUCGAACGAUGUGCUGACCGCGUCUGCUCACGGACUCGUACCUGCACAGAGAAAGUGUUCAGAUCACAGGUUCACACACUGCGAUCGUCCACAGCCGAAAACACACACAGACAUGCAGAGAGUUGUUGUUGUGACCGGAGCCAACAGUGGCAUCGGCCUGGCGUUGUGCGAGAGGCUGCUGACUGAGGACUGUCAGCUCCGUCUGUGUCUGGCGUGCAGAAACAUGCAGCGGGCCGAGGCCGCACGCGACACGCUGCUGACGUCUCACGCCGAUGCAAGCGUGGACCUGCUGCACCUGGACGUGGGCUCUGUGGAGUCUGUCCUCGCUGCCGCUCAGGAGGUCAAGGCCAGGUACAACAGAAUAGACUUUCUGUACCUAAAUGCAGGAAUUAUGCCCAAUCCACAAGUGGAUGUCAAAGCCUUUUUCAAGGGUCUGUUCUCCACGAAUGUCGUCAACAUGUUUGCAACAGCGGAGGGUCUCUUAACUCAGCAGGAUCGUGUCAACUCAGAUGGAAUGCAGGAAGUUUUUGCCACCAACCUCUUUGGUCAUUUUCUUCUGAUCAGGGAGCUGGAGCCUCUGCUGUGUCAGGCAGGACACACGUCCAGAGUAGUGUGGACCUCCUCCAGUAACGCCCGCCGCUCUGCCUUCGUCAUUGAGGACAUGCAGCACAGAAAUGGGACGGAGCCCUACAGCUCCUCUAAGUACGCUUCAGACCUGCUCAGCUUGGCGCUCAGCAAACACAAGAACAGCCAGGGGCUGUACUCCUCUGUGAUAUGUCCAGGACUGGUGAUGACUAAUCUGACCUACGGUAUCCUGCCCUCGUUCUUCUGGACUCUCAUCAUGCCCAUCAUGUGGCUGAUCAGGAUCUUCACCAACACUUUCACACUCACACCCUGCAAUGGAGCAGAGGCACUGCACUGGCUGUUUCUUCAAAAGCCAGAGUCUCUGGAUCCAAGAGCAAAAUAUCACAGUUUAACAUCAGGGCUUGGAAGAAACUACACUCAACCUCGACAGAUGGACAUCGAUGAUGAGAUGUCCGAGGUCCUCUAUUCAAAACUUCUUGAAUUGGAAAUAGAAGUUAGAAGGAAACUCAGUGAGAAAAGCACUGAUGGCAAAAUCUAACUGUACUUCAAUGAGGUAGAGUGAAUAAAAGCGCUCUUAUUCAUUA
This is a messenger RNA of Paralichthys olivaceus (Japanese flounder), 1182 nucleotides long. RefSeq names its product 3-keto-steroid reductase/17-beta-hydroxysteroid dehydrogenase 7-like. Lineage: Eukaryota; Metazoa; Chordata; Actinopteri; Pleuronectiformes; Paralichthyidae. Gene Ontology annotation, cellular component: endoplasmic reticulum membrane. The record is from RefSeq and is a predicted model, not a curated record. Gene Ontology annotation, molecular function: 5-alpha-androstane-3-beta,17-beta-diol dehydrogenase (NADP+) activity; estradiol 17-beta-dehydrogenase [NAD(P)+] activity; 3-beta-hydroxysteroid 3-dehydrogenase (NADP+) activity. Gene Ontology annotation, biological process: cholesterol biosynthetic process.